This is a messenger RNA of Penicillium expansum, 1050 nucleotides long. Its product is annotated as SDR family oxidoreductase. NCBI's taxonomy places the organism in Eukaryota, Fungi, Ascomycota, Eurotiomycetes, Eurotiales, Aspergillaceae. The transcript has a single exon. The record is from RefSeq and is a predicted model, not a curated record. The coding region runs from base 1 to 1050 and encodes 349 amino acids. Gene Ontology annotation, molecular function: oxidoreductase activity, acting on the CH-OH group of donors, NAD or NADP as acceptor.
AUGUCGCAAAAACAAGACCAAGUUAUCCUGAUCACUGGUGCCUCUGGCUUCAUUGCCACUCAUAUCGUGGAGGACUUUCUUCGUGCGGGCUAUCAAGUUCGCGGAACCGUCCGCUCAUCCGCCACGGCUGAGCUGGUGCGCCAAAGCUUCUCUCAAUUUGCAUCUCAAUUGAGCUUCGCAAUCGUGGAAGAUAUGGGCAAGCCCGGAGCAUUCGAUGAGGCAGUUAAAGGUGUUCAUGGUGUGAUUCAUACCGCGACGCCAUUCCAAAUAUUCAAUAUCGAGGAUAAUGAGCGCGAUCUGCUCCGUCAAGCCAUUGACGGAACCACCAACGUCCUCAACUCCGUGCUCAAGCAUGCCCCCGAAGUCAAACGCGUUGUCAUCACUUCUUCUAUCGCUGCCAUGAUGGACUAUAGCAAGGGCACAUGGCCCGGCCAUGUUUACUCUGAAGCUGAUUGGAAUAUGACACCGUAUGAAGUCGCCGCCGCUAAGGGUGCUCCGGGUGGUCUGGGAUACUCUACUGCAAAGGCUUUGGCUGAACGUGCUGCCUGGGAUUUCGUCAAGACCAACAAGCCCAAUUUCGACCUUGCAACAAUCAUGCCUCCUAUGGUGUAUGGCCCUAAUAUCAAUGCCACUGCCAGCUUGACCAAGCUGAAUACCUCCUCUUCUGAUAUUCUCCGCCUGAUUUCACCUCGAAGCAAAUCUUCGGAUGAUGUCCCGCAAAAUAUGUUCUGGUCCUUCGUGGAUGUUCGUGACGUUUCAAAGGCCCACCUUCGUGCCUUUGAGGUUCCUGAGGCCGGCGGCGAACGCUUCUUCAUUUGCACUGGUAACUUUACCUAUCAGCAGUUUGUUGACGCUUUGCGGGAGAAGAUCCCUGAGAUCAGAGACCGCGUGCCUGUUGGAAAACCGGGCACUGGAGUUGUCCCGUCGACUGUGUAUACCGUUGACACUUCCAAGUCACAGAAGAUCCUGGGUAUCAAGUACCAUGCACUUGAGGAUACUGUUGUUGAUGCUGCACGUUCUCUUUUGAAAUUGGAGGGAAAAUCUACCUAG